AUGAAAAUCCUAGCAUGGAACUGUCGUGGGCUUGGGAAUACCGCGACAGUUCGGCAAUUGGCGCAUCUUGUGCGCCAUCAUCAACCCGACUUAUUGGUCCUUUCUGAAAUUCGGUUGCCAACUGAGAAGUUCAAUAGAGUUUGUUCUAAGCUUCAUUUCAUUGACUCGCACUAUGUGCCUUCGGUGGGGCUCUCGGGAGGAUUAGGCAUGUGUUGGAUGAAAGGGGUUAGCUGCAAUAUUCAAGUCUCUUCUAGAUACUCGAUCAUUGGUGAGAUUUCCUCGGACCCUCCGGGAAUUCCAUGGAUCUUAGUGGGCACCUACGGGCCUCCCAAUAGUGUGGAUAAAGAGCUCUUUUGGCUUAAGAUGGGUGACUAUGCCCUCAAAACUACUCAUCCGAUCCUCUUCUUAGGGGACAUGAAUGGAACUUUGAAGGAUAGUGAAUGCUUUCAUUACCACGGGAGUGUGUCUAGAUACUCGUUCGACUUCAGGCGUAUGGUGGAUAGAGCGGGAUUGAUUGACUUGGGUUUCCUAGGCCCGGCCUUCACUUGGGUUAAAGGGAGUACAAACCCGUCAGUAGGGGUAGCCAUGAAAAGAGCUAGACUUGAUCGUGGGCUUGCCUCUUCGGCAUGGAGAAUCCUAUUCCCUCAAGCGAUCAUCAACCACCUCGCUGCCUCUGAGUCGGACCACAGGCCCUUGCUGCUCGAUACAAUGGGAGGUGCCAAUUGCAAGGGACGGCAGUUCAAGUAUGAAAAUAUGUGGGCGCGCGACCCUCGGAGUUUUUGGGUGGUGAAGGAAGCUUGGAAACAUAGAAGGCACCCCAAUCCCAUGAUUAACUUUCACAAGAAAGGGAAAGCCACUAGUCGAAAGCUCUUGAGUUGGAAUAAGACGCAAUUUAAACACUUAUCUCAACAAGUUCACAAGGCUAAGUCCCAACUCGAAGAGGCAGAAAAGAAGAUAACCAAUGUGGCUGACCUAAAAAACGCAAAACAACAGCUCUCAGAAGCUCUCCUUAGGGAAGAAAUCCAUUGGAGGCAAAAAUCUAGAGUUCAAUGGCUAAAAGAAGGGGACAUGUGCUCUAAGUUUUUUAUGGCUUCGACGGUUAUAAGGCGUAGAAGGAACUAUAUCCAAUGUAUCAAAGAAAAUUCGGAUGGCGACUGGAUACGUGAUCAGGACAAAAUUGCUCGCUGCUUUCUUAACCGAUUUAAGGAGACAUUCACAAAAGACCACCCAAGCCCCGUUCAGUUGAGUCCAGCUCUGUUUCAGAAAGUCUUGACUGAUCAAGACAACACCUUUUUGAAUGAAAUUCCAAGUGAAGAUGAAGUGAAGAGAGCCCUUAAUGAUAUGGGAAAGGACAAAGCCCCUGGCCCCGACGGCUAUCCCCCAAGCUUCUACAUCCACCACUGGGAAACAGUAAAUGAAGAUCUCACCGAGAUGGUGGUUCAUUUUUUCACCCAUCUUGAACUCCCACACUUUAUUAAUGACACUUCUCUAGUCCUAGUCCCAAAAAAAGACUCUCCAUCCACAAUCAAUGACUACCGACCCAUCGCGCUUUGCAAUGUGGCGUACAAAAUAAUCUCCAAGAUUAUUGCUACAAGAUUGAGAAACAUACUACCGAGGAUCAUAUCUCCAAACCAAGCGGCAUUUGUUCGAGGAAGGCACAUUGCUGAAAAUACAAUGAUCGCAAGGGAAGUGGUGCAUUCUAUGAGCAAAAGACGAGGCAAACGAGGAUACAUGCUUUUGAAACUAGAUUUGGAAAAGGCAUACGACAAACUGGAUUGGGAUUUUCUCAUUUCGGUGCUUCAUCAAAUUGGUUUCGGAAGUCCUCUCAUAGAUUGGAUCAAAGCUUGCAUCUCCGUAACUGAAAUCAAACUUCUGUUAAAUGGCUCAGUUGUUGGUAAAUUUAGUCCGGAGAGAGGACUCCGGCAAGGGGACCCGUUAUCGCCAUCCCUUUACAUAAUGGCAGCUGAAGCCCUUUCUCGCCUUCUCAUCAAAAAGGAAAAUGAAGGUGGGCUCAAAGGCUUCAAACUCGCUAGAAAUGGAACUCCAAUAACACAUUUAAUGUUUGCUGACGACAUCAUACUUUUUGGCGAGGCGACUGCACGUGAAGCUAGAUCCCUCCUAGAUUGCCUUGAAUCCUAUUGUCAUAGCUCGGGUCAGAAAAUCAACUUCUUGAAGUCCUCUGUUUGCUUCUCCAAAGGUGUCUCGGCCAGAAAAGCUCAGUCAAUUGCAACGAUUCUGGGUGUGAGGAGAAUGAACCGUUUGGCCACCUACUUGGGACUCCCUCUAUUCCGGUCAACCAAGAGGACAGAGGAUACUAAACAUUUGGUUGAUCGAGUGAUGCAAAGAAUACAAGGAUGGAAAGUAAAGCUUCUAUCAAAUGUUGGCAAGAGUUGUUUGAUCAAGGCAGUAGGUUCGAGUUUGGCAAAUUAUGUGGCUUCAUCUGAUGUUAUUCCCGCAACUACUGCCAACAAGAUCGACAAACUUUUGAGAGACUUUUGGUGGGGCGACACAGAAGACAAGCGUAAACUUCACACGAUAGCCUGGGAGCGUCUUUGCAAACCAAAAACUAAUGGGGGAUUGGGGUUUCGAACAACGGAGAAUAUGAACAAGGCGUUCCUUAUGAAGUGGGCUUGGAAAAUUCUAAACUCAGACCGAUCCUUGUGGAGCCAACUUAUGAACGACAAAUAUAUGAAGAACGAAGGCUUCUUUGACAUGGAGAUUAAGGCCUCCGAUACAACACUUUGGAAGGCCAUUCUUCGCAUCCGCGGUGACUUCCAAAAAGGAAUUUGUCAGAAAAUUGGAAAUGGGAACGCAACCUCCAUAUGGUUCGAUCCUUGGGUUCCCGGCGAGAAUAGACAACCAAUGCCCCGUCUUGAUGCCUCUGAAGGAGUGAGUUUGGUAAGUAACUUUAUCUCGAACCAACAAUGGAACGAGGAGCUAGUUCGGAAAUGGUUCACAAGGGAUGAUGCUAAAAGAAUUCUCAACAUAUCCCUGCCUGAAAGCUCAACCAAUGAUUCCUGGCUUUGGCUUCCGGAACAGAACGGUCAGUUCUCCAUUAAGUCCGCCUGUAGACUGAUAUCGAAUCAUGAUCCGAAUACAAACUUGGACAGGAAAUGGAGAAUUAUAUGGGGUGCAAAAAUUCACAACCGAUUGAAAUUUCUGUGGUGGAGAAUCCUAUCCAAUUGCCUUCCCACCAAAGGUAAGAUCGGAUCCCUUUUUCCAAUCACUGAUAUAACUUGUGCGAAUUGUUCAUCCUCUGAGGAAAGUAGUUUCCACCUAUUUUGGGAGUGCACCCUGGCUAGAGCUAUAUGGUUUGGUUGUUCCUGGAACAUUAGAACAUCUAUUCCUUUCCUUUCAAAUUGGGAGGAGUGGAUGCAAUGGUUUAUUGAGAGAGGUAACAGACCAUAUGAUAUGAAUCUCAAUCGUUUCCUAGGAGGGGCUGCUCUUAUCUUUGAAAGUAUUUGGAAGGAGAGAAAUUCAAUCCUCCAUGGAAAACAACCUAUCCCUUUGAAGGUGCGAAUUGACCAUAUAAAUAGUAGGCUGUGUGAGUUGGACUCUAUUCAGGAGUGCACCGACCCUCUUAAUACUGAGUGGAAUCCACCUCCGGAAGGGUGGAUUGCUUGUAACUCUGAUGUGGCCAUUGGUCAAUCUCAGUCUACGGGGGCAGCUGUAUUUAGAGACGCGUAUGGAACUAUCCUCGGCAUCUCAACGUUCAAAUCUCACUUCAGUGACCCGCUGCCAGGGGAGGUCGAUGCUAUCUGCGAAGGUGCGGCAGCAGCCAUAAACUUCGGCUUCAGAAAUGUCAUCUUCCAGAGUGAUUCGCUGAAUGCAAUCAGCGCAAUGAAAAGCAGGGAUUCUGAUGUCCAAAAGUUGCACUUCAACAUUCAAGACAAGGUAAAGAAGUUCAUCGAUCUCUCGGCGAAAUUCAACCUUCACGAGGUCAUCUGGACCCCUCAUUCGUGUAAUGGUGUGGCCCACUCUGUGGCUCGAUGGGCAAACCGAAACAACAUGUUUGGAGUUUUGGAUUUGGCCAAUUUUGAUGAUUUCCUGCAGUUGAUUGCUGCAGAUGGUCAUUCUCGUUGGACGUUAGUGUUGUUGGCUAUUUUUUACCCUGUCUUUCAGGGUUCCUCUGGCUAUUGGGCCGUUGAUUCCAAUCCAAAUGUUGUUGCUGAAAAGGCAAAUGCCAUUGCUUCUAAUGUAGAGCGUGCCCCGACAUUGAAAUCGUCUUUUGUUGAUUUUGGGUCACAUGAUGUGAGCAGCACUCCAAUGGAGGUAAUGUCCUCAAGUUCUCAAUAUGGAGGAGAUGAGAGGGAUUUUAAGAUAGUUACGUAUGUGAAGGGUCUUUACGCUCUUAACGAUUUAUUUUCUGAUCCCGUCUCUCUUGAAAUCGAAGCUAAGUUUGAUGAUUGGAUUACCAAAGGAUUGCUAAAACAUCCUAGGCCUUACAAUGUUUACGAGGAUGGUGCGAAGAAAAUUUCCCCGGGGUUCAAAUUAGGUGUAGAUUAUGUUGAGAUAAAACAUGAUUUUAUCAUUUCUCUUGAUGUGACAUGUUUAUCAAUGACACAGAAAAAUAAGAAAUAUUAUUCUGUUGUUAUUGUGAAUUUCGCUACAAUAGAUUGCCUUUUCGAUGAUUCUAUUCAAUCUUUAUACCACAAAUUCUGCAAAGCCAAGUCAAUGAAAACAAAGAUGUCUCACAUCCAUGCUGCUCACCCAAUAGUGCAUUAUAUCAGAGGCUUGCGAUUUCCUUGUUCUAAGCUUUGGUCCAAUGUUCCUGAUUUAGGUUUCGACCCGAAAGCUCCUCUAAGAGUUAUGGAGAUUGCUAGUCUUCCAUCUCAGCAGAAAAAGUGA
Molecule: messenger RNA, 4848 nt
Organism: Cannabis sativa
Lineage: Eukaryota; Viridiplantae; Streptophyta; Magnoliopsida; Rosales; Cannabaceae
Exons: 6
Coding region: 1-4848 (1615 amino acids)
Molecular function (GO): nucleic acid binding; RNA-DNA hybrid ribonuclease activity
Source: RefSeq, a predicted model, not a curated record